UGUUUAAAAAACAAUGAAUUGUUUGUUGAAAUCAUUGACCAAAAAGUUAGCGAUUGUUUCAAAUGUCAAUCAAAUGCAAUAUAUUUCAAGACAUAUAAGUCUAACGACAAUCAAUAGACUCAAAGAAAUCAAAUAUACGGAAAAAGACGAUACAAUAACCGUAGAGGCAGUCAAAGUCAAGUCUGACCGGACGGACAAAUUGGUGACCACUGAUGAAAACGUCAGCUGCAAGUGUUGUCCACUUUGUCGACUCAACUUAAGACGUCUUAAUUAUACGGAUAUCUUGAUUUUGCAACAAUUUGUUGAAUCUGACGGUAAAGUAAUGCCGCGAUCUGUGACCGGUUUAUGUGAGCGUAUGCAUCAAAAGGUGUAUAAUUUGGUGAAUAAAGCUCAGAGAUGUCAACUUAUGCCUCGACCUCUUGACUAUCAGAGCUUUGGGCCGUGGGAUCAGCUCAACACAUACUACGAGUGGCCACCGCGUGUUCGCGACAAACCUAAGAGUAUAAUAGAGCCGAGAUAUUGGUCGGCAAAUGACUAUCAAGACAAUCAUUUGUGAAUGAAUUUUCAUUACUUAGUAAUUAUAAUCAAUUUAUAGUCAAAUUCAAUAUAUUAUUGUUC
Messenger RNA from Oppia nitens, 618 nucleotides. RefSeq names its product 39S ribosomal protein S18a, mitochondrial-like (gene mRpS18A). Gene Ontology annotation, biological process: mitochondrial translation. NCBI's taxonomy places the organism in Eukaryota, Metazoa, Arthropoda, Arachnida, Sarcoptiformes, Oppiidae. The transcript is spliced from 3 exons. Gene Ontology annotation, molecular function: structural constituent of ribosome; small ribosomal subunit rRNA binding. The coding region runs from base 14 to 556 and encodes 180 amino acids. Gene Ontology annotation, cellular component: mitochondrial small ribosomal subunit; ribosome. The record is from RefSeq and is a predicted model, not a curated record.